UGUCUAUUUCAAGCAUUUCAAGUUUGGCAAGAGUCCAAAUUUGUCUUGGGCCUAUAGCAGGGUCUAUAGCCAGUUGCUCAGCAUGAGUGGAAUGAUAAAAUUACCGGCAAUUCUCGCGAAAAAUGUGACAACCAACACAUUGAGCACCGUUGGUCGACCGAUAAUUGCUGCCCGGAAGAUUCAUUUUACAAUUGAUGGAAAGCAGAGUGAAGCUAAAGUCUCCCAGAUUUCUCGAGACUAUGCAGUGGUGGACCACACAUAUGAUGCAGUGGUGGUUGGUGCUGGUGGGGCAGGGCUCCGAGCAGCGUUUGGUCUUGUUGCAGAAGGAUUCAAGACAGCUGUCAUUAGUAAAUUAUUUCCGACUCGAUCGCACACAGUUGCUGCUCAGGGUGGUAUCAAUGCUGCUCUUGGAAACAUGGAGCAAGAUAACUGGCAGUGGCACAUGUACGAUACAGUGAAAGGUUCUGAUUGGUUGGGUGACCAGGAUGCUAUCCAUUAUAUGACAAGGGAAGCACCAAAGGCUGUGAUUGAGCUUGAGAAUUACGGAAUGCCCUUCAGCCGGACUGAAGAUGGUAAGAUCUACCAGCGAGCAUUUGGAGGUCAGUCACUGAAAUUUGGUAAAGGAGGACAGGCUCACCGAUGUUGUUGUGUAGCAGAUCGAACUGGCCACUCGCUUUUACACACAUUAUAUGGCCAGUCUUUAAGAUAUGACUGCAACUACUUUGUUGAAUAUUUUGCUCUUGACUUACUGAUGGAGGAUGGUGAAUGUCGUGGCGUUAUUGCUCUGUGUUUGGAAGAUGGAAGUAUUCACAGAUUCCGUUCAAAGAAUACGGUUCUGGCUACUGGAGGUUAUGGCCGAACUUUUUUCUCAUGCACUUCAGCCCACACGGUAACAGGUGAUGGUACAGCUAUGGUAUCUAGAGCAGGACUUUAUAAUCAGGACUUGGAAUUCAUACAGUUCCACCCAACAGGUAUUUAUGGAGCUGGUUGCCUCAUCACGGAAGGUUGUCGUGGAGAAGGAGGUUUUCUGAUAAAUGGUCAAGGUGAAAGGUUCAUGGAACGUUAUGCUCCUGUAGCAAAAGACUUGGCUUCUCGUGAUGUCGUGUCGAGAGCCAUGACUAUUGAAAUCAGAGAAGGAAGAGGAUGUGGGCCUGAGAAGGAUCAUGUAUAUCUGCAGCUGCAUCAUCUGCCACCAGAGCAGCUGGCCACCAGACUGCCUGGCAUCUCAGAAACAGCCAUGAUCUUUGCUGGUGUAGAUGUAACACGUGAACCAAUUCCGGUUCUGCCAACAGUCCACUACAACAUGGGUGGUGUUCCUACCAAUUAUAGAGGACAAGUGCUUACUGUUUCUGGAGGAAAGGACCAGGUUGUACCAGGCCUUUAUGCCUGUGGUGAAGCAGCCUCCUCGUCAGUACAUGGUGCUAAUCGCCUUGGUGCAAACUCAUUGCUUGAUCUUGUUGUGUUUGGACGUGCCUGUGCAAAGACCAUCGCAGAGGAAAAUAAGCCUGGGGAAUCCAUUGGUUCUCUGAAAGCUAAUGCUGGCGAAUUGUCAGUUGCAAAUUUGGACCGUGUGAGACAUGCUAAUGGGUCAAUGCCUACUGCAACAUUACGUCUAAGUAUGCAGAAGAUAAUGCAAACACAUGCAGCUGUAUUCAGAACAGCUGAGUCACUGCAAGAAGGUGUCAAGAAGUUGCAAGAACUCUACAAGAAACUGGAUGACCUGAAAAUCUCUGACCGCGGUCUGGUUUGGAACUCAGACUUGGUUGAGACUUUAGAACUGCAGAAUCUCUUACUGAAUGCCAUGCAAGCCGUCGUUGCAGCUGAGAACAGAAAGGAGUCGCGUGGUGCACAUGCACGUGAGGAUUUUAAGGAAAGAAUUGAUGAAUAUGACUUCUCAAAACCAACUGAACAACAAACAAAACGACCGUUCGAACAGCACUGGAGAAAGCAUACGCUAACGUCCAUGAACCCCAAAACAGGCGAUGUACAGAUAACGUUCAGACCUGUUAUAGAUGUCACGUUGGAUGCACAGGAGUGCGCAACUGUUCCCCCAGCUAUCCGUUCAUAUUGAGGAUCAUGUGCUUACUAUUUUGCUAGUACUGACACAGGUUUCUGUAACUCUCAUAAAAAGCAUCCCUCUUAUAUGUGGGAGGCACGUUUAGUGACAGACAACAAAUUAGUUAUCAUCUCAGGCUUGUAAAUAUUCUGUUAUUCACAUCAUGUGUACCACAUGACUGCAGUAACAUGAUCAUCUGUGCAUUACAGCAGUGUCAGUACUAAUGGUUACUUUAAUAGUCAGUUGAUACAAAAUUGAGUUAGGUUUCUAUUAUGUUAAUACACUGUGUUUUUCCAGAAAAGGGAUUUUGGAUUAUGGUACUCUUAGGGUUCAGUAAAUUGAAAUUUGAAUGUCAUGGAGACAGAGACAGUUGUAUGUUUCAUCUACAUACUGCUCUCUUAUCCAUGUUUAAAUUUAUAGUCAGCCAGCCAGCCUGUGCAUUGUAUGCUGUGAUGCUACAUAAUGUGUUUGCUGCUUCUGUGUAGUUUCUGCAUCAUAACUCAUCGAUGUUACAUCACCAUUGAAUUAGACGGGUAUAGUACAAAGAGAAUUCUCUUUGUAGAUUUUUGUUAGUAGCCAAGGUAUAUAAUAAGGAACUGAAACCUGUGUGCAAUCAGUAAUUAUCAUGUACUUAUUUAAUUAUCAAUGAUUAUUAAAAUCAGAAGCAUAAAGAUACAGUGUUUGAAGGAAAGUGGUAUUGUAAGAUUGACGGACGGAUAUAAUUCAGAUUUCUUACAUCAUAACCAUCAGUUAUGGUAGGAUUUACUGUUUGCUUGAAAAGAAAGGUAGAUUAGUCUUACCAGGAAAUAGAUAUCUGCUUUCUGAUUGGUUUGUCAAUCCAUAAGUUUAUGAGUCGGAAACAUAACCCUAAUGUCAGUGUUUAAUAGGAGAAGCACGUGCUGAACGUUCAUUCUAACACUGUUGACAUUGUUCAUUAAACUAGUCUUUAAAAGCAGCUUCAGUAUUGACAUUACUUAAG
Cryptotermes secundus is the source of this 3035-nucleotide messenger RNA. RefSeq names its product succinate dehydrogenase [ubiquinone] flavoprotein subunit, mitochondrial (gene SdhA). The transcript has 10 exons. The coding region runs from base 83 to 2071 and encodes 662 amino acids. The record is from RefSeq and is a predicted model, not a curated record. NCBI's taxonomy places the organism in Eukaryota, Metazoa, Arthropoda, Insecta, Blattodea, Kalotermitidae. Gene Ontology annotation, molecular function: flavin adenine dinucleotide binding; electron transfer activity; succinate dehydrogenase (quinone) activity. Gene Ontology annotation, biological process: tricarboxylic acid cycle; mitochondrial electron transport, succinate to ubiquinone.